AUGGAGAAAGAUUGCAUCAAAGAGAGGAUCCUUUGCGACGAAACAUUCAUGUACGACUCUGACAAUAAUUCCUCGAUAACGCCACCCAGCCCAAACUCAGACACGCAAAGCAUCGACAGCGAGAAUCCAACAGCUGAUUUGUCUCCACGCAGACAAAAUGACUACGAUUUCACAAGACGAGUGGCUGAUGCCGCAACCUUGAAAGUGAAACGUUUACGCGCGAACGAUAGAGAGCGGCGUCGCGUAAACUUAAUCAACUCAGCUAUGGAAAUGCUUCGCAAGGUGAUACCUGAACUUCGAGAGCGUCGAAAGAUUACGAAACUUGAAUUACUGCGCUGUGCUAACAGAUACAUCUGGACAUUGCAACAGUCUUUAUUGACAGGACGAUCAAUGGUGGAAAUUCAAGAGACAUUUUCAUACUACCAGCGAACGGGAUCAUUUCCAGGGGCCGCGUUUUACGAUUAUGAUUGCGGGGUUGUGUGUUCUUAUCAAACAGCUGCACCAGAAUAG
Rhopilema esculentum is the source of this 510-nucleotide messenger RNA. Its product is annotated as protein lin-32. Gene Ontology annotation, molecular function: DNA-binding transcription factor activity, RNA polymerase II-specific; protein dimerization activity; E-box binding. Gene Ontology annotation, cellular component: nucleus. Gene Ontology annotation, biological process: sensory organ development; positive regulation of transcription by RNA polymerase II; axon development. NCBI's taxonomy places the organism in Eukaryota, Metazoa, Cnidaria, Scyphozoa, Rhizostomeae, Rhizostomatidae. The record is from RefSeq and is a predicted model, not a curated record.